Molecule: messenger RNA, 3765 nt
Organism: Cuscuta campestris
Lineage: Eukaryota; Viridiplantae; Streptophyta; Magnoliopsida; Solanales; Convolvulaceae
Source: the annotation of a GenBank genome assembly
CCGUUAAAAUUUUGUUUAAAAUAGUAACACUAAUCUUUAAAGCUAUUUACGGAGAGACUCAUAUAUUUUUGACAAAAAAAAAUGAAUAAACAUUUAUUUGAGUGUGGCCAACAUUUCCAAAGACAGCCGGAAACGCGGCAGUCAAAAAGCAGAAAAGAAGAAGAGAGGCGCCAUAGACUCGGCAGUCAAAAAAAAUGAAUAAACAUCUAUCUUUGGUGUUUCAAUGCUUUGAAAUCGGGCAUUGAUGAUGUUCAUUUCAUAGUAGGGGGCGGUAGCACUUUAUCUUGAAGUGGAUUUUAAGCUAUGGUCCUUGGGCUGAGAUCAAGGAACAAAAGGGGUGCUUCUGUUCAAGUUGAUUUCAUCAUCCACGUGAAGGAACUGAAGCCUUGGCCUCCAUCACAGUCCCUUAGAUCUCUGCGGUCCGUUUUGCUUGUAUGGCAAAAUGGGGAUCACAACUCCGGGUCCAGCUUGUUCAAUGUAGGGGAUGCAAGUAUUGAAUUCAAUGAGACGUUCACUCUCUCAGUGACUCUAUGUCGUGAAAAGAAGGCUCAAGAUAACUUCCAAAAGAAUUUCUUGAAUUUUUACCUAUAUGAACCCUCCCGGAGGGACAGAACAGGUAAAGGCCAACUUUUGGGGACAUCAGCUAUAAAUCUUGCAGAUUUUGGGGGUAUUGAGGAUAGUGUGACCACUUCCACACCUUUGAACUGCAAAAAGGGCUCCAGAAUUUUUGAGCAGCCAAAAUUAUUGGUUACAAUACAGCCUGUUCAUAAGGACAGCUUAUCUGAAAAAACAUCCUCAAUUGACAGGGAUGAUCAAGUAUCUGUUGCAGAUUCAGUAAAUGAAGGAAAUGACGAUCAGUAUGAGAUUGCGUCUUUCACAGAUGAUGAUGUGUCAUCAUAUUCAUCUCUGGAUGUCCCCAUGUCUUCCUCAACGGCUGCAAAGGCUCCACCACCACCUCUACACGAGAAGGAUGGAGCUGAAUCUGAGCACUUCAAAAGGGACCAUAUAGACCCUGAUACACUUCCAGCACCGGUCCCUGCACUAUCGCGUGCGAGUUUUCUUUCAAAUGGGUUGGAGGCUCCAUCUGAAAGUAAAGCAUUGAUGUCAUGGGAGGCAUCAACCUCAAAUGUGGAAAAUCUUAUGAACAGACACACUUCAUUACCCAAGUUAUCUGAGAGAAGCACAACAUCAGUCCAGGAAGAAUCGGAUGCCCUCAUAGUCGAACACUCUCUUUCAUUUGCAAGGUAUCAAGCCUCAAGUGGUUCUUCCAGUAUUGCAAAUUCAGAUGCUUAUACUGGAACAAGAUCACCCUUUGACUUUCAAGAAUCACAACAUGGAAGUUUUGGCCAUGAUGAAAAUGAUCUUGGCAGUGAUUUAAAUGUCACCAUUCAGGGCGGGAUGAGUUCAGACGAGAAACAAACUAAGAGAGAUGAUGAGAGAAUUCCUAGAGAUGAUUUGCAUGUUGGUGCUCAAGAAUCCCAAGUGAGAAAUAACGAACAUGGUGAAAAUAAAAUCAAUAAUUUACCUAUUGGCCUUGUGGGGGGAAAUGAUAUAAAACAGAAACUCGAAAGUGAACACGAUGAAAAGAUUAUUACAAUAGAUGAUCAACACAUCAGUCUUCAAGAAUCACGAGAAAGAGAAAUGGAUCAUGCUGAGAGUGAAGUUACUAAUACGAUAGACAUUGGAUUAGUCAGUGAAAAUGAUAUAAAUGAUAGGCUAGAAACUGAACAGAAAGAAGAAAGAACCCCAAGAGAUGACUUGCAAGUCGGCGUUCAAGAAUCUCAGGAGAGAAAGAUGAGAACUGGCCAUGCUGCGAGUGAAAUUAUUGAAAACUUGCAUGAUGAUAAUGUGGACGGUGAAGAGGGGAUCUCAAGAUAUGAUUUACAUGCUGGUCUUGUGGAGGGAAAGGGCAUGAAGAAGAAUCUGAAAUUGGAACAGGAAGAAGAGACAAUUCCCAUACAUGAUCCACAUCCCAGCCAUGGGGUUGGAAUGGAUGUAAAGGAGAAACUAGAAAUUGAACAAGAAGAAAAGAAAAUUCCAAGAGACGACUUAAAUGUUGGUUUUCAAGAAGCCCGAAAGAAUGAAAUGAAUAUGGGGCAUGUAGAGAGUGAGGCUGUUAAUGAUUUGCAUGUCGAUCUUGCGAGUGGAAAUCAUAAAUUUGAGAAAGAAGAAACAAAUAAAUGGAUAUCAAGAAUUGAGAUGCUUGAGGAAGAACUAAGGGAGACUGCUGCUGUUGAGAUAAGCCUUUAUUCAGUAGUAGCUGAACAUUCGAGUUCAUCAAGCAAGGUUCAUGCUCCGGCUCGUCGCCUCUCAAGGUUCUUCUUUCAUGCUUGCAAGGAUAAGUCUCAAACUAAACAGACAAGUAGUGCAAGAACUGCCGUCUCAGGUUUAGCUCUGGUCUCUAAAGCAUGCGGAAAUGAUGUACCAAGGUUAACCUUUUGGUUAUCAAACACAAUAAUGUUGAGAGCAAUUGUUAGCCAGACUGCUGUAGAGACAGUUGACAAGAAUAGACCAUGUAAAGAACAUAUUAACUGGGGAGAUAUGGAAACAUUUACUCUUGCUCUGGAACAAGUCGAGGCAUGGAUCUUCUCCCGUAUUGUUGAGUCGUUGUGGUGGCAGACAUUCACUCCACAUAUGCAAAGAACUGUUGCAAGAACAAAGGGCAGAUCUAAUGGCUCAAAUUCUAAUAAGAAAGGUAUUACGCGUGGUUUUGGAGAUGAAGAGCCAGGUAGUUUCUCGAUAGAUCUUUGGAAGAAGGCUUUCAGAGAUGCUUGUGAAAGAUUGUGCCCGUUUCGGGCUGAAGGACAUGAGUGUGGCUGCUUGCCAAUGCUGGCAAAAUUGGUAAUGGAACAGCUAGUUAGUAGACUGGAUGUAGCAAUGUUCAAUGCCAUUCUACGUGAAUCAGUUGAUGAAAUGCCAACGGAUCCGGUUUCAGAUCCUAUUAGUAAUCCUAAGGUCCUCCCUAUCCCUGUUGGGAAAUUGAGCUUUGGGGCUGGCGUUCAACUCAAAAAUGCUAUUGGGAACUGGUGUAGAUGGUUGUCUGAUUUAUUUGAAGGUGAAGAAGAAGAAGAAGAGUCUCGGCGCAAGCCUUUCGGCCUCCUCAAUGCUUUGAGCGACCUCAUGAUGCUUCCAUUGCAAAUGCUUGCUGAUCCACCCUCAAGAAAACAAGUUUGCCCUACGCUCGGUCCGUCACUCGUCAAGAUAAUUCUCAGCCUUUAUGGACCUGAUGAGUUCUCCCCGCACCCGGUCCCCCUGCAAGUACUUGAAGCACUUGAUUAUGAGGAUGAUGAUGAUAUGGGUGAUUCAGCCGAGUAUUUCGCCAGCUUUCCGUGCACUGCGGCCCCCACCGUCUACUCAUCUCCAGCGGCCCCAUCGGUCGCUACAUUUGUGGGGUACUUCCCCGGAACCCGGCCCUUAUUGCGGAGCGGGUCAACAGUACUAAAAAAGGCACACACAAGCGACGAUGAGCUGGACGAGGUCGACUCGCCUCUGACUUCUAUCGUAGCGGGUCCAUCUCGGGGUCGUCCUUCUUCAACCGGCUUAUUGAACUGGACAACCCCAAAGGCGAAGGGCAGUCCUAGUCUUAUAAGGUAUCAGCUGCUUCAAGAGCUAUGGAGAGAGGAUGAAGAUGAAUGAGAAAUGUUAGGCAAAAGAGGAGAAAAUAUGGACACACUUUUCUUGGUUAAGGUUUUUAAACUUUGACCAUAGUAUACGAAAAUAAUGUAUUGCGUUAUUGUAUAAAUAUAAGAAAUUUUUGCACCAUUU